Molecule: messenger RNA, 1032 nt
Organism: Rhodamnia argentea
Lineage: Eukaryota; Viridiplantae; Streptophyta; Magnoliopsida; Myrtales; Myrtaceae
Product: RHOMBOID-like protein 10, chloroplastic
Exons: 10
Coding region: 406-1032 (208 amino acids)
Cellular component (GO): chloroplast membrane
Molecular function (GO): serine-type endopeptidase activity
Source: RefSeq, a predicted model, not a curated record
UACAUUGUCGAACCAGCAGGACAAACUACUGAUUUCGCUCCGAGAAAGGUGCUGGCAUCAUCUGCAAACCCCACGUCUCCUUAUUACCACCAGCACUGCCCGUUCCGGCGACUAGGAAAGUUGAUCGCUGGUUGCUCUUCUGGCCCCACGGCCAUCCAUCUGAUCACUGACGCGGCUUCUCUACACCUCGGCCGCUGUCUUACCGGUUUCUCCUCCCAGAGAUUGAAGGAUAUUUGGUGGGAAAGAGUCCUCUCCUGCACCGGAAUCGAGUUUCUUCGGUUAUCAAGAGACGCCUUUUCAUCCACAUGUUCACCUGUUCUCCAUUUUUCUGAUGGAAGAGAAGGUGGAACUGAUGGCACGCCGUCUCCGGAAAAAUCCUGAAGAAAGCCCUCCUAUGCUAGACUGAUGACAGACGUGUUUCUUACCAUCAAUAUCUUAGUAUAUUGUGGACAAGUCGCAACUUGGGGGAAACUGCUCGCUUGGGGUGCUCAGGUCAACCAUCUCAUCGACAAGGGACAAUGGUGGAGGCUGGCCACAUCGAAUUUCUUACAUGAGAACGUCACGCACCUCCUGCUUAAUUGCUUGGGUCUAAAUGCCAUUGGUCCCAAGGUGGAAGCAGUCGCUGGCCCGGAACGAUUUCUAUUGGUUUACGUCACCUCUGGAAUUGCAAGUUCAGCAAUGAGUUAUAGGUUUAACAAAGCUUCUUCCGUAGGUGCUUCUGGAGCAUUUUUCGGACUGGUUGGUUACCUGGCUGUUCACUUCUUGAGGCAUAGAGGCCUGACCGGAGAUGCUGACAAAGGUCUAGACUACAUAGGACAAAUACUUCUAUAUAACAUGAUCCUUGGGCUCAUGAUUAAACGUAUUGAUUACUGGGCACAUGUAGGAGGAUUUCUCGGUGGGGCAGCCGCAUCGUGGCUCCUCGAUCCUACUGGGAAGCUCGAGUACAGGUCUGGCGAUGGUCGGAAAGCCAUCGACGACAUCAAAGGGACGGAGGACCCGGGGGCGGCCAACGAGAGUGUUCACGCCAUCUAA